Messenger RNA from Vollenhovia emeryi, 886 nucleotides. It is a transcript of the gene Polr3H, whose product is annotated as DNA-directed RNA polymerase III subunit RPC8. The coding region runs from base 182 to 799 and encodes 205 amino acids. NCBI's taxonomy places the organism in Eukaryota, Metazoa, Arthropoda, Insecta, Hymenoptera, Formicidae. The transcript is spliced from 6 exons. The record is from RefSeq and is a predicted model, not a curated record. Gene Ontology annotation, biological process: DNA-templated transcription; transcription initiation at RNA polymerase III promoter. Gene Ontology annotation, molecular function: DNA binding; DNA-directed RNA polymerase activity. Gene Ontology annotation, cellular component: RNA polymerase III complex.
AUUAGUCUGCGCUGCUCCCGUGUAGCGGUGGUUGGUGUCGGUACAACAGGUAUCCUAACCCCACAGCUGACAGAUUUGAACAAUUUAUAACUCUCUUAUUAGAGCGACGAUUUUAAUUUGCAGAUUCGUGUUUUACAGGCCAAAAUAUACGAUCCUGUGAGUUUUCAUCAAUAACGCAAAAAUGUUUGUGCUAGCGGAAUUGAAAGAUACUGUUAGAAUAUCACCAAGCAGCUUUAAGCAUAAGUUAAACGACGUUGUUGCUGACGAGUUAAACAGAAAGCUCGCCAAUAAGGUAUACAAGGACGUAGGCUUGUGCAUCACGUUACACGAUAUUACAAAGAUCGAAGAGUCCUACAUUUUUCCAGGAGACGGAGCUUCUCACACGAAAGCAACAUUUCGAUUUAUUGUGUUCCGUCCAUGGAUGGAAGAGAUAUUAACAGGGAAGAUUCGUAGCUGUAGUCCCGAGGGUGUACAUGUCACACUAGGAUUUUUCGAAGAUGUAGUCAUACCACCUCAUAAGUUACAACAUCCAUCACGUUUUGACCAAAUGGAGCAGGCAUGGGUUUGGAUAUAUAAGACUGAAGAUGGACAGACGCAUGAUCUAUUUAUGGAUGCAGGGGAAGUUAUACGAUUCAGGGUAGUGAAGGAAAUCUUUACGGAAACACCUUUGCCAUCAGCACUUAAUGCACCUCGUGACAUGAGUGAGAAGCCAGAAGCUAAUAACGUUGCGCCAUAUGUCUUAUAUGGAUCGAUUGACGAACCUGGUUUGGGUUUACUUACCUGGUGGGAAAACACAUAAUUUAUCAUGUAUAUGUUGAUCUUGAACAAACUAAGUGUAUGAUUAAAGUACAAAAACUUCUGGUCAAUAAAUUUUUAUUUCACAGCA